Corticium candelabrum is the source of this 1167-nucleotide messenger RNA. RefSeq names its product 1-acyl-sn-glycerol-3-phosphate acyltransferase epsilon-like. Gene Ontology annotation, cellular component: endomembrane system. NCBI's taxonomy places the organism in Eukaryota, Metazoa, Porifera, Homoscleromorpha, Homosclerophorida, Plakinidae. Gene Ontology annotation, molecular function: acyltransferase activity. Bases 10 to 1092 code for a protein of 360 amino acids. The record is from RefSeq and is a predicted model, not a curated record. The transcript is spliced from 10 exons.
UUACACACGAUGUUUUCAACUUUGUCUCACAUUGUUUCCUCUCUCAGUUGGCUUCCAUCUGCAACUUUCAUGUUUGCUUGUGCUCCUCAAUAUUUUCUAUUGUCGUUGGCGUGGCGUGUCAUCUCUCUGCCUCUACCAACGCGAACAUACGAGCGAGGCGAUGAGAUGCUCUACACGCUCUACCAAUCGAUGGUCAUAUUCUUCUUUGAGAACAUGUCUUCAGUUGAGUUUGUGUUUUAUGGCGACGAGUUGCCAGAGAAAGGAGAGAAUGUCAUUUAUAUGGCAAAUCAUCAAUGCACUGUUGACUGGCUUAUUGUCGACAGUUUGGCUAUUCGUCAAGGCUGCAUUGGUAUUAUUCGUUACAUUCUCAAGGAUUCUCUGAAGUUUAUACCUCUUUAUGGGUUUUACUUUGAGCAACAUGGCUGCAUCUAUGUCAAACGCAGGGCAACUAAAGAUCAAGUCAAUAUGAUUAGGUCAUUAGACAAGAUUCGAAACAAUAAAACUCCAGUAUGGAUGACGGUCUUUCCUGAAGGAACACGUUAUGACAUCACUAAACCCCAACUGCUAGAGAAGAGACAGCAGUAUGCUAGAGAUCAAGGACUUCCUGUUUUGUGUCAGUUGUUGACACCAAAGACGAAAGCUAUGCAGGCUUGUUUCAAAAGUUUAGCUGGUCACUAUAACGCUGUAUACGACGUGACUAUUGCGUAUUCAUCAAAGAAAGGCACAUGGAAGAGGGAAGCUGCACCCAGUAUGACUGAGUUUCUGGCUGGAAGAUGUAAGACUGUUCACAUUCACGUGAAGAGAUUUGGCUGUGAUGAAAUACCAAACGAUGCAUUGGAACAAGACCAGUGGGUGCAUGAAAGAUUUCGUGAAAACGACAAGCUGUUGUCCGAAUUCUAUUCACCGGGUCAAAUUCAAGCUUUUGGUGAUGGACGUCACCGUCCUGUUCCCAGCAGCCUCACUUGGUCAUCUUUCCUUUUCUUUGCUCUUUCCUUUAUUCCACUGCUAGGAACUGGGCCUGGACGUAUGGUCUAUGUUGGCACUACUGUUCUGGGAGGAAUAGGGUCUUGCCUUUUUAUGAUGCUGCGUUAAUUUUUUGUAUUGGAAUUUGAACUGUGUAGUACAUGAUGAUGCAAACAUGCAAGUUUUCUACGGAAACACUUUAAA